AUGGAAAGUCCUUAUAAGGCAUACUGGAAGAAGGUGGCCGAGGACGAGAAGCGAAUACUUGGGGAGGAGAAGUAUCAAGAAAUUCAAGAGCGUUACGCGGCGCUAAAAGACGAAUCUGGCCUGGACAGGCAAGUACGAGAGGAGGAGGAGAGACGAGAGCAGGAGGCGGAGAAACGAAAGCAGGAUGAGGAAAAGGUCAAGGGAGACCGAGGAAAGGCCAAAGCUGUCGAAAGAGACUCGAGUCCUCCCCGGUCGCGGAGCAAGCAGAGACUCAACUGUCCACCAGCAGCUGACCCCGACAAUCCGAAAGCCUGGGGAGUCCCGGUACCGGAUGCGAUGACUCCAAAGGAAAGGUAUCUAGACCAGCAAUUCCGGCAGUUGCCUCCCAACCUUAAAAUCCAGGCUAUCAGGACAGAGCGGGCCCGCCUUGAAGGGCUAUUGAAGGACUUGUGCGACAGUUACCACGGGCUAAUGGAGAAUAAGCUCAAGUUUGGCAUCGGAACCAUUCAAGCCCAGAUCAGAGAGCUUGCCAAGGAAAGAACCGAAAUUGACUGGCAGACGAUGAUACUACGACGCCGCUACGAUACCAUCACCAAAGAUGUCGUCGACGUCAGUUGGCGAGACUGGGAUAGGGAGCAGAGCGCUUUUGAGUCGUAUGCGGUGUUCGGCGUUUGCGGGUAUGAGAUCAGGGUCAAGGAUGCGAUACUCCAGAAGCACCUUGGCAUAUCCUGGGGAGAUUACGUUCGGGGGGAGGUGCAGGCGCUCAGAAAGAACUACCCUCCAAGUGCUCCCCCGUUCGUGCCGCUACGGCCAAGUCAGCCUUUCAUCGAGCCUACCACUGAGAAAGCUUGGGUCAAACAUGGCGAUAAUGUCAAGCUUCGCCAUGACUCGACGAUCGAAGACAUGGAGGAAUACGAGGACCUGUACAGCAUCGACCUGUGUUUCAACCCAAGAGGUCAGGUUCCUCUAGGAGCUCAACAUGCGACGCUCCAGAGCCUUCACUCGGGCAAGGACAAGUUGCUCGACGAUGUUGCAGUAUAUCGCCGCGAUCUUGAAGCGAUGAUCGGUUGGGAGCGCGAUCGCGAGGAACGCAAGUGGUAUAAGAAGAUGUUGAAGAAGGUGAACAAAUGGAUAUGGAGAGUCGAGGGGACUGCCGAUGCGGCUGCAAUACAGUUCUACACGGACCUCUACGAACGUGGGUUUGCUUUGGACACCUCUUCGGGCACAAGAGCAGUACCGAGCGAUGGACGUCCCUCAUUCUCCCCCACUGUGGUUGCGCAUCCUCGGUCCACUGCUACGGUGGUCCAAGUAGAAGAGAAGGACUCUGAGACGAGUUCUGACAGGGGCGGACUACUGGCCGAUUAUGAGAAGCCUCCGAGCGAAGCGAUGUCAAUGGUGCCACCAGAUUCUGAUUCAGAUAGCGAGUCGAGCACUGAGUCGAGCGACGACGAUGCGGAGAGCCAGCCGGGCACGCUAAUCCCACCUCCCGUAGCUCCAGGAGACAGACGUGCCCAUUGUGAGCCGCCGCAAUUCGUGGAUGCGAAAAGGCAGGAGUCCAACAUGGAUCAGCGCAAAGGAGCCAACGCUCUCCUGGGACAGGUCGCUGCUGGCAGCCAGCAGAGUACCCGUCGUAAGUUCAACGGGCAGCCUGUGGCCGUUGCGGGACCCUCAAAGCAGACUCCUUGGAGACGCCAGCAGGAGAAUAAGGGCGACUAUGUUAGUGAGGACGACAUGCCGAAAAUUCUGGCCAUGAUUGCGGAGCAGGAGGCUCGAGAGCAAGAGCGGAACAGGCAGAUGGGUCAGUGA
Messenger RNA from Saxophila tyrrhenica, 1806 nucleotides. RefSeq lists its product as uncharacterized. The record is from RefSeq and is a predicted model, not a curated record. The transcript has a single exon. Lineage: Eukaryota; Fungi; Ascomycota; Dothideomycetes; Mycosphaerellales; Extremaceae. Bases 1 to 1806 code for a protein of 601 amino acids.